AUGCCAACUCACUCAUUGCUGCCGUUUGUGGAGAGCCCAGAUGGACUUGCCCAAGACAGUUUGAUUAGUAACAGUGCAAGUAUCCCAGGGCCUGGCUCUAGCAUGACACCUCACAUCACUUACUCAGAAAAGGCCCUGCUGCAAUCUGGAGGGAGUACACCAUUAUCCUGUAUGUUCUGUGAUCAGACGUUCACUCAACAGGAUGAGCUAGGACCCCACGUAUUAACACAACACCCUACAACUUUCUACGAGCCAGCUGUGCUUAGAGUCGAAGCAGAAUUUAGGAUCCCAGGAGACAGAACCCGACCCAAACCGAGUAGCCUCCCUGCUGAAAAAGAGGAGGUUCACAGCUGUAUUGUGUGUGGUCAGAUAUCACAAGACGCCAGUGAGCUCGAGACCCACAUGAGGAAGCACAAGGACUACUUUACUUACUGCUGUAAUGUGUGUGGAAGGCGGUUUAGAGAGCCGUGGUUUCUCAAGAACCACAUGAAGAUGCACGUAAAACCAGGAGCAAAGAGCAAAGCCCAGCAAGACCAAGAGACCCCGGUCACAGUCAACGGCAUCGCCCAAGACCCUGUUUCAGAGCCUGUAGUCACUGUUUACAAAAUGUGCAUGGUUUGUGGGUUUUUCUUCCCUGACCACGACAGUUUGGCAGAACACAGCAAAGUACAUAAUCGAGAAGUGGAGCCCGGCAAAGAUAAAGAGACAGAGAGCACGGAUGGCGCUACUGAAUCUCUUGCCAAAGAGACAUUUCUUCAGAGUCUCAAUCUUCAGCUCUCUACAGGAAAUAGCGUGCAACCUGUCAGGUCAUCAAAAUGGAUUCCACAGCUUGAUCCUUUCAACACAUAUCAGGCCUGGCAACUUGCUACAAAGGGUAAAAUAGCAGUCGGUCCUAAUAAUAUUAAAGAUAUCGGCCAGGAAGCCAGCACAGACAAUGAAGACUGCGGCUCUGAUAAGGAGGAGUUGAAUAAUAUCUGGUCUGAAGGCCAAGGAGACAAAGCUAUGAAAGAGGGUUUCGGGAGAGAGCUCAAGUCUCAGCAGCAGACUGCAGCAGACAACCCAGAGCCACAGCGAAGGUCUCUAAUGCAAAAAAAUAAGGACAAAGAAAGGCCAACCACUUGUGAGGAAUGUCAGAGGACGUUCAGGACCUACCACCAGUUAGUUCUCCACUCCAGGGUGCACAAGCGAGAGAAAGGUGGCGAAGAAAGCCCGACUUCUUCUGUCGACGGGAAGUUGUCGAGAGUAGGCUCGCUGGAUCACGCAGAGGACGGCUCCGAGGAGGGCUUUGAGGAAGCUGCAAUGACAGAAAGUCUGGUUUCAGGUGAAGAUGGUUUCGAUCGAUCAAAGGUCAGAUCAAAAGAAUGCAGCUACUGUGGCAAAUCAUUUCGAUCCAGCUAUUACCUCACAGUUCAUCUGAGGACUCACACAGGUGAAAAACCGUUCAAGUGUGCUUAUUGCAACUAUGCUGCCGCCCAGAAGACGUCACUGAAAUAUCACCUGGAUCGGCGUCACAAGGACAAACCUUACAUGGAGAUCCCCAGCAGACCUGUGCCUUUAAUGCCCUCUCCAAAUGAUAGAAAACAUGGAAACGACAAAGAAAAUCCUGCCCCGAAUAGAUCCAAACUCUGGGUUCCUGCAGUAAGAUCAUGCACCAAUGGAACACCGGAGGACAGAUUUGAUGACAGGGGUAGCAAACUCGGCAAACCACUCAUCCAGGUGAAUGCUGAGUAUGAGAAAUUAAUUGUUAAGCCUGCUUACUCUCCAACUGACGAUGUGCUCAUAAAGUACCCAGUACCUGUUAACCUGAAGAUGGAACGGGAGGAGAUAAAAGACGAGAACUCUGAGACCCCAUUAAAUCUGUCCUUAAAAGUGUCUCUCUCCAUCCCUGCCAGUGCAGAACCCAGAAACACAUUAAUCCCAAUUGCCUGUUCGAUUUGUGCAUAUAAAACCAUCUACCCAGAGGUCCUGAUUAUGCACAAAAAGCUGAAUCAUAAAGACAAGUCAGACGGCACAAAAAAGAACAGCUUAGGAGGUAGUUUGAAACCAAAGCGUCACACAGGCUGCCCCCCUGCGCUCGAUGGGAAAGAUGUCCCCCCACUUCCAAUGAUUGACAGACGCCACCCACGUCGAACCAAAUCCCCAACCCCGCAACCUGCAAAACCACAAGAAAAGACACCUGUUAACCCAAAUCCUGCUCCUAAAAUGUCCCCUAUCCAUGCACCUGUGCAUGACGCCCAGGAGCCACAGCGACAUAGACAGAACAUGGAUUCACAUGCCAGUCACGAAUCCUCCAAGUAUACGGAGCUCAUGAGGAAAUCCAACACGGGUGGCAAGUAUGUGAUGGACAGACCAGCACCCCCGGACAGAGUGGGAAUUGGUGAGAGGAGUUACCCAGCGAGAAGCGGCGUCAUUUGGCACCAAGACGCUGCCAGGCUGUGUUUGUCAAGCCGAUUUGGGAACCUACCCCAGAUUGAUUUUGGUGAACCUUCCAGCAAGAGAUUAAAGUACUCUCUAACGACAGGCAGGGAAGCCGACACUGGUGACAAGCCCGGCUUCAGAGGACCGUCAGGAGAUGGAUCCAACAGGCUGCUUAUCUCAGCGAGAAGUGUGAAAACCACAUCACAGGGGUCAUGUCCAUCCACGGCGACUGAGGCUUUGGGUUCUGUGAAGAAUACUACAUCUCUCGGAGGGGUUUUGGACUCUGACUGGGGAAUGAUGAACCUUUUGCGCCCCUACACACCCAAUGACCUGGCGUCUCUCUAUCACCCCACCCCACCUAACCACAGUCACGCGGGCCUGGCGAACCCAAGAGCAGGGGGCAGAACUGUGCUGUUCCAACACUUACCCACUCUGCCCAACCUGCAGAGGAGAGACCCCUCAGGCCCAUUCCCUAAUCAACGCUAUGGGAACACUGAUAAAACUACCUAAAGUGGCAUCAAGGUAAAAACUUGGAAAAAGUGAUACAGUAGGGCUUCGUUUCUUUUUAUUUUGAAACCUUACCACAAAUCUUUUUGAAAAAAGUUUUACCUGGCACUUGAUAUAAGUGAAUCAAGUCACAUUUAAAUAAAUAGAUAUAUAUAUUAUCUUUUUUCCUAUCUCUAGAUUUGAACUGUGCUGCUACCUUAUUUCGGAGAACUUCUUGGAAAAUUAGUUUAAUGUACAGAAUAAAUAAGAGAGAUGGUUUGUGUUGAAAAAGACUCCCUUAAUUUAAUAUUAUUUUUUCAGUUAUAGAAAAAUUGUUGCAUACACAUUUCAGGGCUCCAGUGGCCUUCAGUGUACAUUUUAAUUUCUUUUUUUUUUUUUUUUUU
Messenger RNA from Scomber scombrus (Atlantic mackerel), 3308 nucleotides. RefSeq names its product zinc finger protein 217 (gene znf217). Gene Ontology annotation, molecular function: DNA-binding transcription factor activity, RNA polymerase II-specific; RNA polymerase II cis-regulatory region sequence-specific DNA binding. Gene Ontology annotation, cellular component: nucleus. The record is from RefSeq and is a predicted model, not a curated record. The transcript has 4 exons. NCBI's taxonomy places the organism in Eukaryota, Metazoa, Chordata, Actinopteri, Scombriformes, Scombridae. Bases 1 to 2928 code for a protein of 975 amino acids. Gene Ontology annotation, biological process: regulation of DNA-templated transcription.